AAAGCAUUGAAAACAUUAUACAAAACUGAUUACUCAUUCAAUUGAUAACAUUUUGACUUUAUUUUUCAUUUGUCACUCAAUUGAUCACUAAUUGCAUACAAUGUCUGGACGUUAUGAUCGGGCCAUCACUGUCUUCUCACCCGAUGGACACCUCUUCCAAGUAGAGUACGCUCAGGAGGCCGUCAAGAAGGGAUCCACUGCUGUCGGCGUUCGCGGCAAAGAUAUCGUGGUUUUGGCGGUCGAGAAGAAAUCGGUGGCAAAACUGCAAGAAGAGAGGACUGUCCGCAAGAUAUGUCUUCUGGACGAUCACGUGGUGAUGGCUUUCGCCGGACUGACAGCCGACGCCCGUAUACUCAUCGAUAGGGCUCGGGUCGAGUGUCAGAGCCAUAAGCUGACGGUCGAAGAUCCGGUCACUCUUGAGUACAUCACACGAUUCAUCGCCCAAUUGAAGCAGAAGUACACCCAAUCCAACGGCAGACGACCUUUCGGUAUAUCAGCACUCAUUGCCGGCUUUGACGAAGACAUGACGCCUAGACUCUUCCAAACGGAUCCCUCGGGUGUUUACCACGAAUGGAAAGCCAACGCCACCGGAAGGAGCGCUAAGACUGUGAGGGAGUUCUUGGAGAAGAAUUACUCGACAGAAAUCGCCGAAUCAAAAGAGGCGACCAUUAAGUUGGCGAUUAAGGCGCUGCUGGAAGUGGUUCAGGGAAAGAACCUCGAAGUCGCUAAAAUGGAAAAGGGAUCCAAAAUGGCGUUACUGUCGGCCGAAGAGAUCGACAAAUACGUGACGAUUAUAGAGAAGGAGAAGGAAGAGGAGGCGGAGAAGAAGAAACAAAAGAAGUGAAGACAAUGCGAUGUCGAGUGAAGACAUGUUUGACAUGUCUUUGAUUUUUUAUUGAUUAUUAUUAAAAGUUAACAAAAAGUUGUAUUUAAUUUUCGAGCCAUUAAUUAAAAUGAUUUCGUUUUUUAAUUAA
Molecule: messenger RNA, 974 nt
Organism: Medioppia subpectinata
Lineage: Eukaryota; Metazoa; Arthropoda; Arachnida; Sarcoptiformes; Oppiidae
Source: the annotation of a GenBank genome assembly